AAGCGUCACGCGGCCGCCGUUGUGUACCCGGUGGAGGCUCAGGUUAUUGUGGGAAAUGGUGCCGCCAAGAGCAUCUGGCCGUUUGAUUUUAUGCUCAAGACACCAUGACAGUAUUUGUGAUGGCUGUUUGCUCCUUUCCCGAUUGGGUCACUUCAAUGGUGUUUCCGCACUAUUGCUGCCUGAAUCUCUAUAUGGCCAUGUCGCGAAGCCUAUGUGUCGAGAACACAUACACAGGGACGCGGGCGAUGUGUGCGCUUCUUUUGCUCAUAACCACAGCCACGCGGGUGGUUAACCCAUACCGAGCAGAAAACAUUGGUUCUAAGCCCAUCUCCCAUCUAUUACGCCUAGCUGAGUGCGAGAACUCGGGUCUCUUAUCUAGCUGCCGGGACGAAUAUCACAUGUUCACACGCAACCUCAGCCUCCCAACACUCGACUCCCCUUCUAACCCCCCUAGCUGCACUAUGGGAAUUUCUGACAAUGCUGAUGGUGCCUUAGUUAGCUAUGGCAGUGAUAGCGUCAGAUCUGCCGCCUGCCUUGUUCCUGGGGUACUGCGAUGUCUAACACGAUGUCUCCGGGGUCAGAGGCCAACCGGACCUCAGGGACGCCAUGGGGUAUCACGCGGUGAGCAUACGGCUCCUCAUCCGAAUCAGGCGAAUAUUGCUCAAUUAGGAGCCGUUACUAAGCUCCGUCGUCCUCAACUGUCAGCAAUAUUUGAUAUUCUGGUUUAUCAUCGCUUAAAUCUGACAUCCCCGGAAGGCAACUGCGUUAGAACGGCUCCCUUUUUCUGAUGUCAGCAGAUAUUCCCACCCACGACUACCGAUGCUAGUCUCCCCUCUUCCAAUAACACCGAGACCUAGGUGACAUCACGAAAUUGGCGGGUAUUGCCACCUUAUAGCCGAUCCUGGUGUUGAUAGUAUCGGAAGAAACCCCAAAUAAUGAAGGGUAGCAGGAUAUCGAUCCCUCGGCAAAAUAUGCCGGAGGU
Messenger RNA from Durotheca rogersii, 982 nucleotides. RefSeq lists its product as uncharacterized. The transcript is spliced from 3 exons. Bases 105 to 788 code for a protein of 227 amino acids. The record is from RefSeq and is a predicted model, not a curated record. NCBI's taxonomy places the organism in Eukaryota, Fungi, Ascomycota, Sordariomycetes, Xylariales, Xylariaceae.